AUUAGUAUAAAUAGAAUAAUGAAAAGGGAAAACUGAAAAAUGGUAACUGAAGUUGCAGGUUGGUCUUGAGUUGAGUUGAAGGGUGAGGCAGUGAAGAGCAGUAAGUAAGUAAUUUGGCGAAAAUUGCGUGAUUGAAUUCCAGUUCGUUCGGUUUCUAUUGAUUUUUGAUUGUUGACGUGAGAUAGAAGAGAAGAAUAAUACACAAAGCAAAUAGUGUUCAUCAAGUGUCAACACAAAAAUGGCGUCGUUUUCUUCUCCCGGCCUCCGUGUGUUGUUGUUGUUAUUGUUUGUGAUUGCAGCAGGCGCCGACGAUGUCCAACAAGACGACGAGAGGGCUCCCAAGUCCGAAUCCUGCAAUAAUCCCUUCCAAUUGGUCAAGGUGAAGAGCUGGGUUGAUGGUGAGGAAGGCAGUACGUAUACUGGUGUGACUGCAAAAUUUGGCUCUUUAUUGCCAGAGAAGGCUGAAAACAGUGUCAAAUAUCCUGCUGUUUUUUCUAAUCCUAUAGAUUGCUGUUCCACUUCAUUGUCACAGUUAUCUGGAUCAGUUGCUCUUUGUGUUCGUGGGGGUUGUGACUUCACAACUAAAGCUGUAUUUGCAGAGUCUGGAGGCGCUACUGGCAUGUUGGUGAUAAAUGAUGAAGAAGAUCUCUUUGAGAUGGUAUGCUCCAAUAGCACUGAGGCAAACAUUUCAAUUCCUGUUGUGAUGAUAACAAAGUUAGAAGGAGAAGAUCUCAACAAAUCUUUGGCAUCCGGAAGGAGAGUGGAAAUUUUGUUAUAUGCUCCACCAGAAACACUUCUAGACUUCUCGGUUGCAUUUUUGUGGUUGAUGUCUGUUGGAACAAUUAUAUGUGCUUCACUAUGGUCAGAUCUAACAGCUCCUGAGAAGUCUGAUGAACGCUAUAAUGAAUUGUGUCCCAAGGAAUCUUCUAACGCUGAAACAGCUAAAGAUGAUUCUGAUAAGGAAAUUGUGAACAUCGAUUCAAAGGGUGCUAUCAUAUUUGUCAUAACGGCAUCUACCUUUCUUGUGCUACUGUUCUUCUUCAUGUCAUCUUGGUUUAUCUGGGUGCUGAUUGUACUUUUCUGCAUAGGUGGUAUUGAGGGGAUGCACAAUUGUAUUAUAAGCCUCACUUUAAGUAAAUGCCGUAAUUGUGGCCAGAAGACAGUGAAUUUACCUCUGUUUGGGGAAAUUUCUAUUUUCUCGCUGGUAGUGUUAUUAUUCUGUGUGGCAUUUGCGAUUUUCUGGGCUGCUACUCGACAGAAAUCAUAUUCAUGGGUUGGCCAAGAUAUUCUUGGCAUCUGUUUGAUGAUAACAGUCUUGCAGUUGGCUCGAUUACCUAAUAUUAAGGUUGCAACUGUACUCCUUUGUUGUGCCUUUGUAUACGACAUUUUUUGGGUGUUCAUAUCUCCAGUGAUAUUCCAUGAGAGUGUUAUGAUUGCAGUUGCUCGAGGUGACAAGGCUGGUGGGGAAGCAAUUCCUAUGCUUUUAAAAUUUCCUCGUCUUUUUGAUCCUUGGGGUGGUUAUGACAUGAUUGGAUUUGGAGAUAUUCUCUUUCCUGGUUUGCUUAUUUCCUUUGCUCAUAGAUUUGAUAAAGAUAAUAAGAAGGGAGCAUCAAAUGGAUAUUUUCUUUGGUUGGUAAUUGGUUAUGGCAUUGGCCUCGUUUUCACAUAUUUGGGGCUAUAUCUGAUGAAUGGAAAUGGACAACCUGCACUCCUCUACCUUGUUCCAUGUACACUAGGUGUCACUAUUAUAUUGGGAUGGAUAAGAGGUGAGCUGAAGAGCCUUUGGAAUUAUGGCACAGACUCAUCGUUGUCCGCAGAGCCUUCUGAAGUUUAAAUGAUUGCACAAUUCAUCUUUUGAGAAUCGAAGAAAUUGAAAUGCAACAUGGGAAAUGAUCUCAGCUCAAUGGUAUGAAAUGAAUGCAUUGGUUAGGAAAGCUACCAGGUGUACAGGCUACUCUUCGUGGAGGUCUCCAUAACUAUCUUUUGUAUUAAUGAUUAAUGAGUGUUCUUUGUGUUGCGUCAUAGUUUUGUUGUAAAAUAAAGGAAAAACAAAAGGAAAUGUAGGUAUUCAAAAUUUACCUUCAUAUCGUUUCUGCCUGCUAUAGUUAUUGCUUACUACUCUUACUACUGUUAACUUUUUUUUUUUUGCUUCUGGCAAGGACAUUGAAAAUCUUUUACUUAUUUUUU
Messenger RNA from Gastrolobium bilobum, 2187 nucleotides. Its product is annotated as signal peptide peptidase-like 3. The coding region runs from base 239 to 1834 and encodes 531 amino acids. The transcript is spliced from 14 exons. Gene Ontology annotation, molecular function: aspartic endopeptidase activity, intramembrane cleaving. The record is from RefSeq and is a predicted model, not a curated record. Gene Ontology annotation, biological process: membrane protein proteolysis. NCBI's taxonomy places the organism in Eukaryota, Viridiplantae, Streptophyta, Magnoliopsida, Fabales, Fabaceae. Gene Ontology annotation, cellular component: Golgi-associated vesicle membrane; lysosomal membrane; cytoplasmic side of endoplasmic reticulum membrane.